AUGGCCUGUAAGUUGAAGCUUUAUCAAUCAAUAGACUCAAUAAACCAGACGGUCAUUGUAAGUUACAUGUCACUUGAAGCUCAGCGACAACUUCUUGAGGAGAUAGAAGUAUUAGAGGCUGCAUGUUCUCAGCGGUUUCGCAAGAAUCCCACAUUGGCUUCAUAUGCUAAGAUCUCUAAUACUGAUGAGGUUUUGGAGCCUUCUCGUAAAAGACCUCAUAAGGAGACGCUUCUACAGCAGCAUGAACUACAAUUUUUUGCUCAGCAACUACAAAGAGAUUGUAAUCGGGCUCAAGCAAACUUUAAGACAACGAAAUUGCAUGACGAGGUUCAACGGUUGACCGAUGUUAAGAUGAAGUUUGACCAGUUUGAGAUUCAACUAGAAAUGCUCAAGGAGACCCGUGGCCAGGCUGUAUGGAAUGCAGAGGAGCUCAUGGAUGUGUUUCGACUUUAUCUGAGUGCUCCAGAUGAAGAUGUUAAGGGACUGAAGGUUAAACGCAAGUACGUUCUUUCUAGAGCAGCAGCACAUCUUGUUGACCUGGUCAAUGCUGCCUUCAAUGAUGUGGAGAUGUACGGACGAUUCUUGGACUUGUCCUUGUACUAUGAGAUGUUCAAGACGGCUACGCUGUCCCAGAUAUCUUACGCUCAGUAUUUACAAAGUGUUACCGACUUUCCUCAUUCUAGCAACAGCACCGACUAUCUCAGAUACCUAGAAUCGUUGCUACUGUACUUGAAGAGGCAAUUCGUCAAUUCACACCCCUUGACGCCUUUGCCGAACUUGGACGUGGCGCAAGAAGUCAAGGAUUCACAGUUGGAGGAUGGUAAGCCCGAUGAGAAAGGCGAAGUUUAUUGUAAGGCAUGCGACAAGGUCUUCGCCAAGGAAACAGUUUACAAGGGUCAUUUGGGAGGCAAAAAGCACAAGAAGAACGAGGCCAAGCUUACGGAGAAACCAGAAGCUGAAGGGACUAAUAUUACAGACGAAACAACCAGACAAAGAGGUCCUUCUGGAAAGCAAUUGGAGGGCCAAAUCAAGAUUAUGACUUCGGCAUUGAGUAAUGAACUAAAAGCAACCAUACAAGAUCAUGAACGGAGAACUGGCCUUUCUGAUAGAGAGCGAAUGAUGGAGGUGUUGGUUGCAGUUGGAGAAGAGUCUGAUUUCACUAGUGUUGAGUCGGACUCCGAAGAAAAUGAUGAAGACGACAACGACGACGAAUUCUUCUCCAAAGAUCUACCAAUAGGUACCGAUGGAACACCUAUUCCACUCUGGCUCUACAAGCUCCAGGGCCUUCAUCAUAAGUAUCAAUGCGAAAUCUGUGGAAACGCCAUAUACAAAGGACGUCAACAGUUUAACAAACAUUUCUCACAAGCCAAGCAUGUCCAUGGGCUUAUGUCGCUUGGAAUCCCCGAGUCCGAUGUUUGGUCAUUCAGCAAUAUCUCGAAAAUCGACGAUGCACAAAGCUUAUGGAAAAAAUUGUGCAAGAGCCGCUUGGAAACACAGCAUAAUGAGGAUAAUGUGGUAGAGGUGGAGGAUGAGGAAGGUAAUGUGAUGUCGCAUAAGGAUUAUGUUGAGUUGAAGAAACAAGGCUUGCUUUGA
Molecule: messenger RNA, 1593 nt
Organism: Sungouiella intermedia
Lineage: Eukaryota; Fungi; Ascomycota; Pichiomycetes; Serinales; Metschnikowiaceae
Source: the annotation of a GenBank genome assembly